Molecule: messenger RNA, 433 nt
Organism: Chelonoidis abingdonii (Abingdon island giant tortoise)
Lineage: Eukaryota; Metazoa; Chordata; Testudines; Testudinidae
Source: RefSeq, a predicted model, not a curated record
CAUCCACGGGGAGGCGGAGGCAGGCUCGGCAGCAGCGGCAGGUGCUCCGGCGGUGCUGCUCUCCCUGGAGCCCGGCAGGCCGACGUGCGGCAGGAUGCUGGAGAUCCAGCUGGACGAUGGCGGCGUUGGAGGGUACCCGGGGGACGAUUACUGCUCGGGCUCGGUGAUGUCGGAGCGGGUGUCAGGCCUGGCCAACAGCAUCUACCGCGAGUUCGAGCGGCUCAUCCACUGCUACGACGAAGAGGUGGUGAAGGAACUGAUGCCGCUGGUGGUGACGGUGCUGGAGAACCUGGACUCGGUGCUCACAGACAACCAGGAGCACGAGGUGGAGCUGGAGCUGCUGCGGGAGGACAACGAGCAGCUGCUCACGCAGUACGAGCGCGAGAAGGCGCUGCGCAAGCAGGCCGAGGAGAAGUUUUUAGAGUUGUUCUGA